CACAACGUCAGCUAACAACCCUACAGCCAUUACCACCCCGCGUUUCCCCUACCCAACAUCGCGCGAUACUGCCCAGCUGUUCACGCCAUCCGGGGUUACAAGUUCGAAAGCUUCCCGGCGCGUUUCGCAUCUUCGCAACGACAGAAACCGCAGCGAACCAGCUAGGCUGCCGGCCUCGUGCUGUGUAGCCAUCGCUCCCCAGCAUGGGGUUCAACGUGUUCCACAUCCUCGGCGAUGUAUCGCAUACCUCAUCUAAGCUCAUUCUGAUAUGGGCGAUACACUCCAAUAGCAGCGCUGAAGGUGUCUCCCUCAUAACCCAGGCCCUCUACGCGCUUGUCUUCUGCACCCGCUACCUAGACAUCUUCAAGUCGUCGGCGACAAAAGACCUCUGGCAUACAUGGAACUUCUCGUUGAAGAUAUUCUACACCCUCUCAUCGUUCUAUAUCAUCUUUCUCAUGACGAGCGUGUAUGCGCGCACAAGAGAAAGGGAGAAGGCGUGGAAAUUCGGCAUGUACUGUCUGCUUGGCGCCUUGCUUAUUUCGCCUUUCUGGUACCUGAUAUUCCAAAAAUGGGUCAUUGGGCCUAACACUUUCUUGAAGAUGCUUUGGGUGUUCUCGGAGAUACUGGAAUCUGUCUGUGUCAUCCCUCAGCUACUCCUCCUCCGCCAGACCACAGUCCCCACCGUCAUCGACUCAUUCUACCUCGUUACGCUCGGCACCUACCGCUUCUUGUAUAUCCUCAAUUGGAUCGUCCGCGGAGCGAAAGAGAAAGACUAUCGUGAUCCCACGUCGUGGGUUUGGGGCACCAUUCAAACAGCCCUCAUGAUCGACUUCGCGUGGGUGUACUGGAGCCGACAGCGAGUGAAGCUAAGGCGAGGCGGAGUUGUGGACUCAGAAGACUUUGGACGAGGCUGGCUCGUGGGCCGCUUCGUCGGAAGGAAGAGCGUGGACUUUGACUUUGACGAGGAGGAAGCUGGGACAAGGCAUGAUGACCAAGAUGCGCGACCGAAGAACACCUGGGGAAGGAGGGGUAUCUCAGUCUCAGCUGAUGAAGGCGUGCGUGACGCGCCGCGACGGAAGAGCCCCGGCAACGGCCAUGCUGAACCUGAAUCGCAACCUCUAACCGACCCGGCAGCUUUCGAAGAUGACGAGAGCGACGAUGAGGGCCUUCCCCCAGCCGCAUCCGCCAGCCAUGCCAGCGGUGUUCGGGGCGGGGACGAGUGGACUGAUGAUAUUGACGCCGAUGCGCGGGAGCACGACGGAGCUCCGAGGUGAGCUUUACUGCGCGCUUGAAAUGUGUUGAUAUAGGUGUUUCGAUCAUCAUUAUGUUACUGUGUGGAUAUCCCAUGGUCUUCUAGGGUGUAGGGAGGUCUGUGGGCGUACGGUGGAUCCUUGCUUAUACGACCGGCAUAUUGCAUACUUUCAUAUCAUCAGCAUCAACGACGUUCGGUCUUUGCUCCCACGGACGCACGGCUCGCAUACUCUGGUAGCAUCAUUGUUAACGACGUUCACUCAUCUUACCAAAGCGCGGACAAUUCGCAACGGAAGAUCAAGACUGCGGAGUGACUUGGUGGUGGUGUAUUCCGUAUUCCGCUUACCCCCAAACCCAUCCCAC
Trematosphaeria pertusa is the source of this 1614-nucleotide messenger RNA. RefSeq lists its product as uncharacterized. The record is from RefSeq and is a predicted model, not a curated record. Gene Ontology annotation, cellular component: cis-Golgi network; membrane; endoplasmic reticulum. The transcript has 4 exons. The coding region runs from base 204 to 1274 and encodes 356 amino acids. Gene Ontology annotation, biological process: protein retention in ER lumen; endoplasmic reticulum to Golgi vesicle-mediated transport. NCBI's taxonomy places the organism in Eukaryota, Fungi, Ascomycota, Dothideomycetes, Pleosporales, Trematosphaeriaceae. Gene Ontology annotation, molecular function: ER lumen protein retrieval receptor activity.